Malassezia vespertilionis is the source of this 2196-nucleotide messenger RNA. RefSeq lists its product as uncharacterized. The transcript has a single exon. NCBI's taxonomy places the organism in Eukaryota, Fungi, Basidiomycota, Malasseziomycetes, Malasseziales, Malasseziaceae. The coding region runs from base 1 to 2196 and encodes 731 amino acids. The record is from RefSeq and is a predicted model, not a curated record.
AUGGCCGCAGACGAGGUUCUGGGCGCGCUGCUUGGCGCAGACAAUCCAGAACAUGCACACAAGAUGGCUUGCAGCGUACAGCGGGACACGAUUGACGCAUACGCGCAAAUAGCGCUGAAAAAGCGGAUCGAUGCGUGCCUUUGCACGGCGCCUGCGAGGCAAGCAGUCGAGCCUCUGUGGGCCGUCGCAGCCGUACUCAUCGACUUGUACUUGGACACAUGUGGAUGGAGUGCUGCAGAGGCGCAUGGCACGUCCUGGAUUCAGCAGAUGCUUGUACAUACCGAGCAGACAUCUGCAUCCUUUGACGCAUCCGUCUUUGCAUCGCUCGCGCCGCUCCUGCGCUGUGUUCUUGUGCGGGUCAUGGGCCGUGAGAGCGCAGCUCACCCCGAGUAUUUCCGUGUAGUGGCCGCACCGCACAUUUCGCGCACCGCUGCGGCGCUCGCGCAGCUUUUUGCCGCUGCCGUACAAAGGUCUGUGCCGUGGAGCGCGCUUUGUGCACUGCUGCACGGCACGACGUGCCAAGUGUGUCUCUACGCGACGACGUACCGUGCCGUUGCAUCCAGUCUGCACGCCACGUGCAAUGUGCUCUUGUUUGGGCGGUAUGCCAGCAUCGAGAGCGCUGCACACGCCGCGCCAUUACCGGAUUCCGUGUGCAAAGACGCAACGGUGCUGCUUGCCUCGCUCGCGCGCACGGGCGCAGCGACGAAAGCGACGGGAAACAGUGUAUCUCAGGUCCAGCUGUGGAGCGCGACGGCGACGCAGCUGCUGGACGCCGCGGUACUUGCCGUGCAAGGAUGUGCGCCGUCGCUUGCUUGGCCGAUGACGGCACGGCACGGCGCGUUGGGCUGGGAGGCGUGUACGAGCGAUUACGCCGUGUGUAUUCCCGCAUGCGAAGCGCGCGUUGCGUGCCUUCUCGGCGACGAAACGCACCGCGGGGUCCUCGCGCACUUUUUUGCGACGCCGACGCCGCACCCCGUGCCUGUGCCGCUCGGCGCUGUACUUGCUCUGGUGCAUGCGAUGCUGCAAGCGCGGUACAAAGACAGCGACGCGCCCAUCGACCAGCUUCGUCUCGAGAGGCACGCCUUGGUUGUCUUGCACCGCACUGCACUCGUACUGCUCCCUCCCAUCGUCGAGCUUGGCGGCGCACACGCAUGGCGCUUUUUGCUAGGCGGUAUGCCAGUGCUUGACGACGUCGUAAGGCUUGCAGAGGCAGCGCACGGCAAAACGCGGAGCAUGGCGAUCCGCACACUUGCACUCCUGUUCACGCCUGGCCAGCUUGGCGCGUCACACAUGCCUGGACUUGCUGUCCCACUCGACCCCAACUCGCCGAUUGUGCAGCGCAUGGCACGGCUUGCGAUACAGGAUAUGAGCGCGCUCCUUCUCCCGGACUUGCCCGCCUCGACACACGUAUUUGAAAGCGAUGCCGUGGCGCUUGCUGCGCGGCCGGUACAGGACGCUGUGCUGGCCAAAUCAUCCACGGCAUGGAGCGCCGCGCAAGGUGCCGUGCAGCUUUUUUCUGCUCUAUUUCCGCGUGUGGCGUGCAGUGCAGCGCCUGGGAGUCGCGAGCUGCUGCAUACGGGCACCAUGGCGCUCCUGGGCCUUUCUGAGGCGCUUUUGCACGCACGCGUACUGUGCGCCGAGCAUACUGCCGCGCUCGAUCUGUGUAUUGCCUGUGUGGCUGCCAUUGCGACGACGGUAGUGUCCAAUGCCGGCGCACUGGUCACCUUUGUCCUUUCCCGCGCGCGUAUCAUGUUUCAGCUCGGCGCACACUCGAGCAUUGCUGUCGUGCGCGCUGCUUGCGAUGACGCGCUUGUGCGAAUGCUCCCCUUGUUUCGGGCGCGCGCGCCGCCCGUGUACGAUAGCGUGGAUUGCGCCGCGCUCGAAGUGUGCGAUACAGACACGGUGGUUCUUCCCAAGAUUGGCGCCAAACCUCUGCCGAUUGUCGAAGCAAUGGACCAAGCGCCGUGCGUGACUGAGCAAGACAUGCUGAUGCCUUGGACGGCUGACGGUACCGCGCGGCCGAUCACCGCUCCGCAGACGGCCGUGCCGUUUUCUGCACCUUCGCCGUGUUCCAUCCCCGCAAACCUACCCACUUCGCCGCACGAGUCGCCGGUGGUGGAUUCUGCGUGGGUUGGUGUACAAGCGAGCGAUUCUGAGGAAGAGAUGCCGCAGCUUGAUCUCGGUGCUGAUACAUAG